Messenger RNA from Bradysia coprophila, 998 nucleotides. Its product is annotated as UMP-CMP kinase 2, mitochondrial-like. Lineage: Eukaryota; Metazoa; Arthropoda; Insecta; Diptera; Sciaridae. Gene Ontology annotation, cellular component: cytoplasm; mitochondrion. The record is from RefSeq and is a predicted model, not a curated record. Gene Ontology annotation, molecular function: dTMP kinase activity; nucleoside diphosphate kinase activity. Gene Ontology annotation, biological process: dTTP biosynthetic process; dTDP biosynthetic process; dUDP biosynthetic process.
UGAAGUUUUCGCAUAUAUUGUUGUUUAAAAGUUUUGGAGAUUGGGUUGAUUGGGUCAAGGCUUCGGUUAAACCGGUUAAACCCUAUAAUAUUAUGAUCAAGAAAACGAUGUCGUCAAGCAUUUAUUACUCGUUAGAAAGCGCAUUGACCACACUUGUUCAGGUUCAACAAGAUCCAGAGGUGCACAAACUCCUAGACAUUUGUAAGAAAGAUGGAGUUUUAAAGGAAUUUGAAGGACGGUACUUACCAGUUGAAACGAGUCACAAAUCUAAACCUGCAUCGGCUCCGUUUAUAGUGAUUGAGGGCCUGGAUGGAACCGGUAAAACCACAAUCUCCGCUAAAGUUCAACAGAGAUAUCGUAUGUGCGCUAUGCAAACACCACCAGCAAAAAUAGCACACUUUCGCGACUUUUUCGAUAAUCAAUCGGAGACAGUGAAACGGGCGUAUUACUCAUUGGGUAAUUACGUGGCUGCAAACAAUGUUUUAAAAUGCACAGAGCCAGUUAUUAUGGACAGAUUCUGGCACAGCACUGCAGCCUAUGCUAUAGGUAGAACAGCGGAUGAAGAAAUUUUAAAAAAUGUCAAUUUGGACUGGCCUCACGAUCUCCUAAAACCAAAUUUGGUAUUGUUCUUGUUGGCAAGCGAACAGGAACGCGUCCGGCGUCAUGCAACCAGACUUUUACAAACAAAUACUCCGGAGGAGCAGUCACUUGCUAAGGAUCAAGCCUUCCGUGAUAGAAUCGUAGACGUUUACAGACGAAUCAAAGGACCGCAAAUCUUUGAAGUGAAUGCUGAUGCAUCUAUGGAAGAGGUUGAAAAUCGACUAUUCGAAAAAAUUGAAACAACAUUUCCAGCAUUACGUCCAUAAUUCCUGGUUUAGUGAUUUUCUGGCUGUGAAACCGCAAUUUCUGGUUAGUGAGCUUAGACAUUAUUAUGUGAUUUGACUUAUGGUCAACUAUUGAAUUUGAUUUUAAAAAAAUUCUGAAGUAAAGAAACUAUU